CCACAGUUUUUCAUAUUAACAGCAGCAAGUAUAACAAAAUAUAUUUAAUAAUAAAUAAAGAGCAUUUUAGUAUUAAUAAAAUAGCGUUUUAAUAUGGAAGUGCUAAACAUUUGAGCAGUUAAAUAAGUUUACAAUAAAUUUAUUAAAUAAACAUUUAAAAUAAUACAAGAAAAACAUGAAUAAUAAGGGAGCUGCAACAAUAAGCUUAAUAUGUCUUCUCUUAUGGGGGGCUAUAAUAAAAGCACAAGUGAUAUUAAAAACUUGUUCGCGUGAUAAUCUCUUGGAUUGCCCCAAUUAUUCUUUGUGCACACAAAUCAAUGCCGAUCACAAUGAAGCUUUAAAAUGUAUUUGUAUAGAAAAUUUUCAAUUAAAUCCAAAUUGGUCGGAAUAUGAAGAUCUCAAUAAUUCCAUGCUGCUACAGGAGCACUAUUGUUUAGCUAAUAAAAAUCCUUCUGAAAUAAAGCAGGAAAAUAAACUAUUAGUUUAUAUACGUUCACCAGCUAGAAAGGAACAUUUGGCGUAUGGCAUUUUAAUGGUUUUGGCGGCUGCCGCUUUAGCCACUGCUGUCCUUUAUGGUAUUAAAGUUUUAAAACCCUUAAAGAAAACAAAAGCUGUUUAUCAGCAGUUAAAAUAUAAACGAAGAAAUAUAACACCACUACAAGAACUGGAUGAAUUGGAAUUGAAUAGACGUUAUGAAAUGCAAACAAUAUAAACAGAUGGAGUAGUGUAAAUAUUAGAGAAAUAUAUAUUAUGGGUGCAAAGAGGAGGAGAGUGUGAAAAACUGUUAUACUUGUGCCGUAUUUAUUACAAUUUAAUAAGCAUGUUGAACAACUUUUAUCAAAAUUUUAUCUAUUUAAUAUGAAGGGCGAACAAAAUAAUUGUAAAUGUGUAUAUUUGUUAUAAAAUA
Lucilia sericata (common green bottle fly) is the source of this 907-nucleotide messenger RNA. RefSeq lists its product as uncharacterized. The transcript has 3 exons. Bases 176 to 712 code for a protein of 178 amino acids. NCBI's taxonomy places the organism in Eukaryota, Metazoa, Arthropoda, Insecta, Diptera, Calliphoridae. The record is from RefSeq and is a predicted model, not a curated record.